Messenger RNA from Anopheles funestus (African malaria mosquito), 3233 nucleotides. RefSeq names its product TBC1 domain family member 5 (gene TBC1D5). NCBI's taxonomy places the organism in Eukaryota, Metazoa, Arthropoda, Insecta, Diptera, Culicidae. Gene Ontology annotation, biological process: activation of GTPase activity. The transcript is spliced from 7 exons. Gene Ontology annotation, molecular function: GTPase activator activity. The coding region runs from base 601 to 2757 and encodes 718 amino acids. The record is from RefSeq and is a predicted model, not a curated record.
AUUAAAAAAAAAUCCGUCUUUUCAAAAUCGUACCUCCGCAAGUAUUUCGUUUCACAUCCAUUGCUAUAGUAUUUUCACCGGGUUGAAUUAUUUCAAACUCCCUCACCAUUUGACAGCACGGAUGAAAGACAAGUAAUUUUAUUGUUGUGAAAACAGUUGUGCGCAAAUUGUGCGUGAAUCUUAUCGCAUAUUUCCAACCGUCCCGCCUUGGGAUGUUAUUGCAGCGGUCAGUCUGAGUUUGUAUUGUACCAAACUUUCAAAAUCAUUUGUAAUUUUUGCAAAAACAAAAAAAAAGCCGAAAUACGGAGUUUAUCUAAACGCUUGAUUGUUUGUUUCCAGAAUAUAGAAGCAGUUUUAGUCAUUAAACAGUGUUUUGGGUAGACUCAGCGCAAUAAAACAUGCAUUUAUAAUAAAUGCAGUUUCUGUAAGCCCUUUUGGUGUUUAGAUCGGUUCGUCAAAAGUAAGCGGACGGUGUAGGUGUAAAAGUCCCACAAGUGCAAUUAACCUCAAUCGAAAACAGGCUCCAAUUCCGAUCAUCCGAAACGGGUUCGACGUGAAUCUCAAUUUCAUAAACGGUUCCUCCCAAGCACGAUUGUUGCAAUGGUGGUUGACCCCGAUCUGCAGGAAGCGGAACCAUCGUCACUGACAGCUGGACAUGGACGGUCCGGUGUCGUUAAGUACGAAUUAGAAUGGCAGACCAUUAUGACGAUCGCAAACGAGACAAAUCUGCUGCAUUUAAGACAACUGGCCGUAGGAGGUGAACUACGCGCGUCACCAUUUCGUAGCGUGUGCUGGGCCGUGUUUCUCGGUGUCUUGGAACGGCCGGGUUCAAAGAGCUGGCCCCAGCAACGGUACGAAGCACGAGCUCACUAUCGCCGCCUUAAGGAUCAGUUUGUACUGAACCCGCACCAGCAGACCACGGAUGUGCGGGAUGAUCCGCUAUCCCAAUCGAAGCAAAGCCUCUGGAAUCAACACUUUUGUGAUCAGGAACUAUGCGCUGUGAUAAAGCAAGACGUCGUACGCACCUUUCCCGGGGUCGAUUUCUUUCGCAAACCGACGAUACAGGAAUUGAUGACUAACAUACUUUUCUGCUACGCUCGACAAUAUCCUGCCAUGUGCUACCGGCAGGGCAUGCAUGAAAUAUUAGCACCGCUAAUAUUUGUCAUCCACAGUGACCAGCAAGCACUGGCACAUAUACAAGAACUACAUCCGGACAUUGAUCGUAACCUUCUGACUAUUCUGGACCCACAGUAUCUAGAGGAGGAUUCCUAUGCACUAUUCUCGGAAAUUAUGUCAAAGAUUGAAUCCUUCUAUCGCAUCACGGAUGUUGUACCAACGGCCACUGGUUACUUCCCAGCGCAAACUCCCGGCAGUCCGAUGAGUUCUAGCCCCGCUGGUACUAAACGAAAGCCGGAAGUUGAGGUAGUGGAACAGUUAAACUACAUCAAGGAUAAAAUACUCAUCAAGGAAGAUCUCCAUCUGCACAACCAUCUACUGAAGCUCGACAUACCGUUAGCCAUUUUUGGCAUCCGCUGGUUACGUUUGCUUUUUGGGCGUGAAUUUGCAUUGCAAGACUUGCUGCUACUGUGGGAUGCAAUAUUCGGCGAAGGAGAUGAGCUUGGUCUGAUUAAUUACAUCGUCGUGGCUAUGUUGAUACGAAUUAGAGAUAAGUUAAUUUAUAGUGACUACACAACCUGCCUUUCGUACCUGAUGCGGUAUCCUAGCAACGUCGACAUAGCGCUCGUGAUACGCCAUGCGCUGCACAUGAAAUCUCCCAAAGUAUACGAACGUCCGCCCGGUGCAAUGAUCUUCCUUUCGUCUCCAAAGCGUCAACCGCACCAGCAACCCCAGCCAGCAGUUGGGAUGCGUUCGAAAACGGUCGAACUGUCGCAGAUGAAGUAUUCCACACUGCCCACCGUUCAUCAGCGUCGUGCCCAGGUCGCUGUCGAUGAUCAUCCACUGCAAAGCCGAUCGUCGAGUGUUGCAAGCAAGGCUGACGAACAUCACCGGGCCAGCUCACUGCCAAGGAACAGUGGUUCGAUGCGGAAAGCAACGGCCGUCGAGCUGCGCCAAGCAGCUUGUCUAGCUACUAAAAAAGCGAUCACGGAUUCAACUCAACCGGACGUUCGUGAUCCAACCGUAACGGACGGAUACCGAGAGGAUGAUCCUGAACUGCUUCGUAUUGAGCUGCAAAAUGCGUACAACAUCAUGUCCGUGGGCCGGGCCAAGCUGCUCCAGUAUCUGACCGUGUUGCGACGCAACAUUCGGCCAACCAAUCCUCAAGGUGAGCUGCAGCAAUCGCUUGAAGGGAUAGAGGAAAUUUGUUCAUUGCUAAAACCUCGCUACGAUACCGUGUUCCGCGUUCCGGCACCCAUCGAUGCCGCAACGGAAGCAAAUGAGGAACCACAACAGGCCCGAAAACCGUUGCCGCUCCCCGGUGGUGCCAAAUUGUUGUCCAGCGAGGAGCAACAAGCGAACAAUGUCCAACGUACGCAAACGCCUCCGAAUAGCUUAAACCUAACCCGAUCGUACAACUACGAUCUGGACUGUAGGCGAAAUAGUGCAUCACAGCCUAACAUCACGCAAUAUGAAAUUCCGGAAGAUCGGUACAGCAAAAUAGCGACCAAAAAGCUGGCCAACCGGAAGGAGGUAGAAAUGAAUGUGUUUACAAAAGAUUUCUCCGACCGUCACCGGCGGAUCGAUGACAAGGAUCUGCCCAGUACCAAUCCGCUCGGCAACUCGGAAAGAUCCGAAUGACGAUUCUGAAUGGUGCAUCUUGAUUGUAUAAUGUUACACGUUUCGUUCAAUGUAGUUUAACGAAUGCGGCUUUUAAGAAAACUAUAAAAUCGUGACACUGCGCAUUAAGCACAUGCUAAAACUGUAUGUAUUAUUAUUGCAGAAAAUUAGCAGAAUAUUAUUCUUAUUCUACAAGAAGAGUGUUUUAUCUCAGCUAGUAGUGUGUCCAUAGAACUGUCUCUCAACAUAACGGUCAAAAGGACUACAUUGACGCUGUAUAGCAAAACCGAUGUGAUAUACAUGUACUGAAGGAUGAAAUAAAUUCACAGCAGUAGAUAUUCCCGUUACAGUGGAUAAGAUUUAUGUGUAGCAGUAGAACAAAUGCGCUUAUACAUAAUAUGGUUAAUUAUAAUCGUUUGUACAACAAACACAUAUUGAUGAAAGAGCGCUGUACAUUUGGGGUUUGCUAACAAAAAUACAAGCUUCGGCCGCUUCAA